This is a messenger RNA of Ooceraea biroi (clonal raider ant), 2235 nucleotides long. Its product is annotated as mucin-5AC. NCBI's taxonomy places the organism in Eukaryota, Metazoa, Arthropoda, Insecta, Hymenoptera, Formicidae. The record is from RefSeq and is a predicted model, not a curated record.
GAACUGCGACAACACCAGGAUCAGUCGGAUUUUGCGCGUAUACAUACGCGGUGUGACAAACAAAUAAUUAAUAUACAUAAACAAUUAUUAUUUCACAAUAUUUCCGCGUUGAGUUCCUUCUCCUCUGUCAAUCUGAAAGAUGGAUAUUAGGAUCCUCACACUGCUUGUCCUGAUCGGUGUCCUAGGAUCCUUCACGGAAGCCCGAUCAGCCUACUUCGGUUAUCCGAAUAUUAGAAAUGAAGGACUACGCGCCAUUUUCGCCGCACCGACCAGGUUGAAGCGAGCAGUCGACUCGAAUGGUGAGACUACCACUACCAGUCAAGCGACUACAACGACUACCCCCUCAACUACCCCCGACUCAACAACAGAUCCUACGACUACCGAACCCACGACAACCGAACCUCCUACAACCACUGAUCCACCCACAGAUCCAACCACCACACCUGCCACCACCACGACAGAAGCCACAUCACCCACGACAGAAGCCACAUCACCCACCACAGAAGCCACGUCACCCACCACAGAAGCCACGUCACCCAGCACUACCCCGACAACUACCGGCACUACACCUUCGUCCACUUCCGCUACCACUCCUGCGACCACGACCUCCGCCACGACUCCUGAGUCUAGCACAACUCCAGAGAGCACGAAACCGACAUCCAAACCGGAGAAACCGAAGGAAGACGUUCUAUCACGUUCGGAUUUCGAUGACUCCAAUAAGCCCGAAGACUCCACUGAGAAACCUGGACCAUCGUCUGAGGGCAACAAAACGCCAGCUCCUGGACCGUACGGUUACCCAAGUUUCCCCUAUACGCCGUUCGGUCAGUUUGGUCCAGGUUUCGAUCCCUAUUUCGGUUACCCCGGAUUCAACUCUAUACCAGGUUCCGGUCCGAACUACGCGUGGACCGGCAUGAGCGGCGGGCCAGGGUACUCGGCCGCAGGCGCGUCGGCUGGUGCCUCCACCGGCACUUUUGGAUAUCCAGGAAUGGGGUAUCCUAUGACUGGGAAUCCUAUGACAGGAUUCCCCAGCGCGGGAUCACCGACUGUCGAUAGUCGAGGAGGAUUUCAGGAUAACUCAGCAAACUCACCAAACCUGAACGGAUAUCCCGGAUAUGGUUCUGGCGGAAUAGAUCCAUUGUAUAACGGACCUGGAUUCUAUUUCCCAGGACAGUUUCCUAACUACAACGAUCCUUACGAAAUGUUCAGACAGAUACAGUCGCAGAUCGAGGCGCAGCACAGGGCAAUCGCCCAAAAUAUGGCUAUUCUCCAAGCUUCCAUCGCAAACCAAGGGCGACCGUACGUACCAAAUGUUUCGAACGACCCUUACAUUUCAUCGGAUAUGAACAAUUUGGGGGUUCGAGGAAAGUACAAUGACGCUGCUUAUCAAAAUUCAUACCACUCACGUUUUGGUAAUAGCAAUAUGGAAUUCCAUAAUCGUUUGGCAAGUGAAGCUGCCAAUUAUGACGGGGCACAGCUUGCAAGCGCCAGCAUUGGCGUAGGUCCAACUGGUGGAUUCCAGGCUGGUCAGAUCAGUCCUGCCGCUCCAGGGAUAGAGUCUAGAUUCGCCGAGGAGCUUCCACCACCGUCUGGUAACAGCUACGGAGUGUUCGCUAGUUCCAGUUCUUCCAGCAUGACCGGACCAGAUGGCAAACAGAUCAAUCAUAAGAUAUCGACCACUGGCGUUAAUGAUAACGGACAGAUUUCCUUCCGCACGGUGCAUGAUAAAUAAAAUUGCGCCCUUGAUCGAGCUUGUUUUUCUCGACUAUUAACUAUUAUUAAUCUGUGUGCUAUGUUAAUGUUACAACGACGAGAAUGAAUUUCCAUGAUCGAGAGUUAAAGUCCACGACUUAGAAUCUCAGGCUCAAGUUCAAUAAAUAUCUUCCUAAGACAACUUUACAAUAGUCAGCCUUUUGUUAGAGAUAAUAGAUUCUUCUUAUAAAAAUUUCUUUUCAUUGUUUUCUUGUUUGAUUUGAUUUUUAUCAAUUUUCUUGUAUUUGUUGAUUAUAUUAACAGAACUUGAUUAUGAUUAUCCGUUUACGGGCACGAAUUCGCUUGUGAUAUGUAAAAGGCUCGGUAACUGUUUGUAUUGACAUUACAAUCCACUCGAGCAAUAACUCAGCCAAGUACAAUAUUUGACAACCAUGCUGCAUUUAACUAUCUCGUUUAUUUGCUUAAUUAUGUGAAAUGUGUAAACAGUAGUAUAUUUACUAUGCAUAAAUGAAAUUCAUAAUGCUU